AUGGCAUCUCUUUACGUGCUUCUCGCCGCCGUUGUCCUAGUUAUUCUACGGAGCCUCAGUACCGCACGAAGCAGGUCGCAACGUGCAAAGAGCCUGGGCUGCCUCCCAGUAAACAAAUACCCGCAUACCCACCUCCUUGGCUACGAUCUCUACCGUGCGAGACUUAAGGCAGUUCUUGAUGGUCGUCGCAAUGGCUUCGAUCGCGAACUGUUCGCCAACUACGGUGCAACAUACCAGGAACGGGCCAACCUGAGCACCAUUAUUAACUCCACCGAGACGGCCAAUUUUCAAGCAGUAGGUGCCACGCAGUUUCAGGUCUUUGGACGCGAUACUCGACGUGCUGCCGCGCCUUUCUUUGGCUGCGGGAUCCUUUCCAUGAAUGGGCCCGAAUGGAAGCAAACGAGAGAUCUUGUCACACCUCUUUUCAAACGUGCCGAGCUUUUGGACAUUGAAUACUUUAAGAAGUACGUGGACAGAUUGUUCGCCCUGUUACCCCUAGAUGGGAGUACAGUCGACAUGCAACCACUGUUGCAGAAGCUUUUCUUGGAUAGCUCAACCGAGUUCAUUUUUGGCGAAUCUAUCGAUUCGCUGCGUGAUACGACAACAAAAUCACAAGAUUUCCUUCAGGCUUUCAAUGCCGCACUUGCUGGAGCCGGGAAGAGAUUGAACAUGGGCGGCGCCUUCUCCUUCAUCUACGCCUUUGACAAAUCUUGGGAAAAGUCAUACACCCAGGUCCAUGCAUUCAUCGAUGGAAGAAUCAAGAAGUAUUAUGAGAAGGCUGCCGAGAAAGAGCCAGCACUGGAGGGCUCACGGCGCCGCUACGUCCUCCUCGAUGGCAUGGUCAAGCACUUUCCAGACCCGGUAGAGCUUCGCUUCCAACUCCUGAACAUCUUCUUCCCGGCUCGUGACACCUCAGCAAUCCUCGUUUCCAACGCUCUCUUCUUGUUAGCACGAAAUCCGCAGUACUGGAAAGAGCUUCGUCAGGAAGCCCUGAAAAUCCAAGACGAACCCAUCACGUUCGAGCUUCUGAAAGGUCUGCACCUGUUCCGCUACACCCUCUUCGAGGCAAUCCGACUCUUAGGCCCGUCAGGCCAGGUACGACGUAUCGCGCUACGAGACACGACCCUUCCGCGCGGUGGUGGUCCCGAUGGGUCGGCCCCUGUUUUCGUACGCAAAGGAACCGGAGUCUUUCUGAACAAUUUCCCCAAGAUGCGAGACACCGAUGUCUGGGGUGAUGAUAUUGAGGCCUUCCGACCUAAUCGCUUCGAAGGAAAGGUGCUGACUUGGGAGUUCACGCCUUUUUUCGGCGGGCCACGCAUCUGCCCGGCUAUCAACCAGGUCAUUUCGCAGAGCGUCUAUCUACUUGUGCGUCUGGUCCUGCGAUUUGAGAUGGUUGAGAAUAGGGACGAGUGCUUGGAAUACAUAGAGGCGACUCGGAUGCUGGUCGAGAGUCGGAAUGGAAUCAAGGUGGCGUUUCACCUUGAUGCGACGUAG
Messenger RNA from Zasmidium cellare ATCC 36951, 1494 nucleotides. RefSeq lists its product as uncharacterized. The coding region runs from base 1 to 1494 and encodes 497 amino acids. Gene Ontology annotation, molecular function: iron ion binding; heme binding; oxidoreductase activity, acting on paired donors, with incorporation or reduction of molecular oxygen, reduced flavin or flavoprotein as one donor, and incorporation of one atom of oxygen. NCBI's taxonomy places the organism in Eukaryota, Fungi, Ascomycota, Dothideomycetes, Mycosphaerellales, Mycosphaerellaceae. The record is from RefSeq and is a predicted model, not a curated record. The transcript has 2 exons.